Messenger RNA from Betta splendens (Siamese fighting fish), 2017 nucleotides. It is a transcript of the gene chrng, whose product is annotated as cholinergic receptor, nicotinic, gamma. The transcript is spliced from 12 exons. The record is from RefSeq and is a predicted model, not a curated record. Gene Ontology annotation, molecular function: acetylcholine-gated monoatomic cation-selective channel activity; transmembrane signaling receptor activity. Bases 148 to 1794 code for a protein of 548 amino acids. Gene Ontology annotation, biological process: signal transduction; regulation of membrane potential; monoatomic ion transmembrane transport. Gene Ontology annotation, cellular component: postsynaptic membrane; synapse; neuron projection. NCBI's taxonomy places the organism in Eukaryota, Metazoa, Chordata, Actinopteri, Anabantiformes, Osphronemidae.
CCUCCACAUCAACCCAAGUUCUGCUGGGAAACAGACGCGUUCACAGACACACGGGCCGAGUGCCAACCUCUUUCAGCUAUAGUCCAUGCGUGUCGGAUCAGUGAGGGCAGUUUCGUCUCGGACGUUGUUGCACGCAGGCAGGCGCAGAUGGAUUCUGGCUCUGCGAUCUCUCUGUCACUCUUUGUGAGGGUGCUGUUGACUUCUGCUGCAGCGGCGGCGCUCAACCUCGAGGGGGAACUCUUUGCGGAUCUGAUGAGGGAUUACAACAAGAACAUUCGGCCCAAGGAGAACAGCAAUGACGUCACUCAGGUCACCAUCAAGAUGACGCUCACCAACCUCAUCUCCCUGAACGAAAAGGAAGAGGCUCUGACGACCAACGUCUGGAUCGAACUGCAAUGGUGCGACUACAGGCUGAGAUGGGACCAGCCACCCAGGUCACAUCUGUACGGAAACAUCACCUCUGACCUGCGGGUCCCCUCCAAGAGCAUCUGGCUGCCAGACAUAAUACUGGAGAACAACGUGGACGGACAGUUUGAAGUAGCUCUCUACUGCAACGCCCUGGUGUCUCCUAACGGCUGCGUGUACUGGCUGCCACCCGCCAUCUACCGCAGCGCUUGUCCCAUCACGGUCAACUACUUCCCCUUCGACUGGCAGAACUGCACCAUGGUCUUCCGCUCUCAGACGUACAGCGCCAAUGAGAUCGAGAUGGUUCUGAAAGAGGAGGACAACCAGACGAUGGAGUGGGUGUUCAUUGAGCCCCAGGCUUUUACGGAGAAUGGAGAGUGGGUCAUCAGACACAGGCCAGCCAAAAAGGUGAUCAACGCUCAGCACAGUAAAGAUGAGCUGGACUACCAGGAGGUGAUCUUCUUCCUCGUCAUCCAGAGAAAGCCCCUCUUCUACAUCAUCAACAUCAUCGUCCCCUGUGUGCUCUUCUCCUCCCUCAGCCUCCUCGUCUACUUCUUACCUGCCAAAGCUGGGGGUCAGAAAUGCACAAUGUCUAUUAUCAACCUUCUGGGUCAGACCGUGUUUCUCUUCCUUAUUGCCAAGAAGGUUCCUGAGACGUCAGAGUCGGUCCCUCUCAUCGGAAAGUAUCUCAUGUUUGUGAUGUCUGUGACCACCAUGGUGGUGAUGAACUGCGUCAUAGUCCUCAACAUUUCCCUGAGGACACCAAACACACACAUGAUGUCAGACAAAGUGCGAAAGAUCUUCCUAAACAUCCUGCCGCGACUGCUGAGGAUGCAGAUGCGUCCGUGGACACCAAGCGGCGACAGCAGCCCCGCGACAACGAACGGUGGACCUCUGGCUAAAGAUGGGAAUGGUGUGUUCAUGGUUCCAUGCCGGCGCCGCAGCUCCAUGGCCCUCAUCGCUAAGGCGGAGGAAUAUAUAGUAAAGACAUCCCGAUCUGAACUGAUGUUCGCCAGACUCAGAGAGAGAAACGGCUUGAUGAAGUCAGUGUUUGAGAAGCUACAUGACGGGCUGGACGUGGGCACAGCCGAGCAGCUCGGCGCCAGUCUGGCGAAGGCCUCCCCGGAGCUGAAGCAGUGCGUGGCCUCCUGCAAGCACAUCGCUGAAACGGCGAAGCAACAGAGCACCUUCCAGAACGAGAAUGAAGAGUGGUUCCUGCUCGCCCGCGUGAUUGACAGGGUCUGCUUCAUCGUCAUGGCGUCCGUGUUUUUUAUCGGCACUAUAGGAAUCUUCCUGAUGGGCCAUUUCAACCAGCCCCCCUCCUCGCCUUUCCUUGGGGAUCCGAAGAUGUAUCUCCCUACAAAUAAUAUGACAGACGUGCAGGGCUGACCAGAGAACCAAAGGGACUAUGGAGACGAUAUGGCUGCACUGGUAGCGUGGGCAGUCACAGAGGUCAAAGGUUAAACACGCUUGCUCCAGGUCCUCAAGGGCGAUCUGUUGUCAGCACAAUAUUUACUGCUCUGACUUGAUUACACAUUGUAAUUUACUGGCGUGAUACUGACAAACCUCCCAAAAUCGAUAUCUUUAGCAAUAAAAGCCCUUCUGUAAAUGA